AUGCAAUAUAAUUCUAGGUUCCUAGAAUUGAACAUUCCAGACUCUUUUCUCAACAUUAACAAAAUUCCCGAUGCUACGAAGUUCAUUGCUAUCAUAUACAUAUGUUUGACAACGUCCCUUUUCUGCAUAAGAAGAUCACUGUAUAAUAAACUAUCCCUUGAAGAUCCAAAUGUGGACUACAACUUAAUCACCCUGCCCAUUUUGCAAAUGGUGCCUUCACAGAUUUGGAGAUACCCCACAUCUUUAAUUUUAUCCAAUUUCAUCGAUACAAAGGCUUGGAAGGUGGUAGUAAAUCUGCUCAAUCUAAUCAUUGGUGGUUCCUUUAUUGAACGCAAUUGGAACUCUUCAAAAGAGAUGUUUAAAUUCAUCGUAGUGUUAGGUUCGGUAACAAAUGUAUUGAUCGUCACGUUAACCUUGUUGAUAUCUCUUUUCUCAAAUAAAGUAAGACUGGAUAUUCCUUUGGAUGGGAAUUAUACAAUCCUGAUUGGGUUCCCCAUCAUUUAUAGGCAACUACUGCCAGAAACAACCAUAAUCAACCUCAAGACUCCUCAUUUUUUGGCCAAAAACUUCAGAUUCAAACUACUGCCCAUUUUUGUUAUGUUCAUAAUGACGGUAACUCAAAUAAUAUGGUUUCAUCAUUUCGCUCAACUUUUUUCCAUCUGGAUUACCUUUUUUGCCAGUUGGUCGUAUUUAAGAUUCUUCCAAAAGCUUGUGCCAUUGAAUUGUCCAUCUUUACCAACAACUAACUCUCAAGAUAUUCAGGAGGCACUAAUUGGUGAUGCAUCCGAUACCUUCCAAUUGAUCUAUUUUUUUCCUGAUCUGAUCAAGCCACUUCUAAGGCCGAUCUUCGAUUCUAUUUACGAUGUGGUUGUUGUGAAGCUCAGUAUUCUGAAACCUUUCCAAAAUGUAGACAUUGAUAUCAGUAACUCCAUUGCUGAAAGCAGAGGUGCUAAAAAGAUCACGACUGUAGAAGAAAGAAGAAGACAAUUGGCUCUACAGGUCCUGGAAGAACGUAUGGUGCACCCUUAA
Messenger RNA from Saccharomyces eubayanus, 1029 nucleotides. RefSeq lists its product as uncharacterized. The transcript has a single exon. The record is from RefSeq and is a predicted model, not a curated record. Gene Ontology annotation, biological process: retrograde vesicle-mediated transport, Golgi to endoplasmic reticulum. Bases 1 to 1029 code for a protein of 342 amino acids. Gene Ontology annotation, cellular component: Golgi apparatus; membrane. Lineage: Eukaryota; Fungi; Ascomycota; Saccharomycetes; Saccharomycetales; Saccharomycetaceae.